GCGGUUAUGUUCGCAGCGGCAAUGUCCCUGGCGCUGGUCGCUGCUAUUGGACAGCAGACUAGCAGCACGUACAGCUUGGGAAGUCAUUUAGACCGGGGGCCGUUUACCACGAAAAUACCGCCGAUAAACGCGAAAGAAGACACUAACAGUGUUAUCUAUAAUAAUAAUAAUAAUAAUAAUAAUAAUAAUAAUAAGGCUGACGAAGACGAGAGUGUAGGAUUAAGUAGUGAUUUGAAUUUAAGUGCAAUAUUUAAGAAUCCGGAGGCUCUUCAGAGACGUAUAGAGAUGAGCACCGAAUUUUUCAUCGUUCCGAAAACGCCCACGACCACGACCACAACUAAAACGAGCUCAACCACCAACAAAUGUACAGAUUGUGGCGCGGUUCCGGGGAGUAGCUCGGUUAAUUUCGGUAUACUUAGAAAUGAGAUUUGGGUUAUCCCUCUGCUAUCCUGUGCGGGAUUGACUAUGUUGCUUAUAAUUGCUUUCGAAAUUUUCGUUUUGUGCAAAGCCCGGCAAACAAUUCCUAGCAGGAGGCACUUGUUUUUGGGACAAAUGUUGCUGUUGGGACUGUUCUUUGGGGCCACGGUUUCGGCAAUAAUAACCAUGUCUCCUACGCAACUCACGUGCGCGGUGGUACGUUUUGGAACUGGGGUUGCGUACGCUAUUAUAUUUUCGUCCCUCUUGGUGAAAUGCAUAUUUCUCAUAAGUUUGAAUAGUGGCGUAUAUCUCCCUGCUUCGUACCAGGGCUUGCUAUUAUUUUUCGCCAUCCUCGUCCAAAUAGCCAUCGGAAUCCAAUGGUUGUUCACCAAUCCUCCGAUUGUGGACACGGUAAAUUUUGACAAUGCGGUCGCGCCACAACUAUCAGUAACUGCAGAUGACAUAGCCAGUUCGAUGAUAGUGCCCCUAUGUCGCACCACGUACGUCAGUAUGCUGUGGUCGUUGAUCUACGUCAUUUUCCUGAUACUUUUCGUCACGCUGCUAGCAUUUAAAUCGAGAGGCAUCUGCGAUAAUUACAGGGAAGCACAAUUCAUCGGUCUGUCGGUCGGUUGCAGUAUACCGAUGUGGUUGGUGUGGAUCGCGAGCGGUUUCGUGGUCAAUGAGAGGCACAAGGACGCAUGUUUAGCAUUCGGUCUCGUCGUUACUUCUAUCGUCGUAUUCCUCGUAAUGUUCAUGCCUAAAAGUCGUCAAUUGGCCGCGAUGGGCAAGGAAGGUCUCUACCUGGAGGAUCGGGAGGAACGAUUCAGCUCGCUCAGUCGAGCCGGAUCAGGAUAUUCUCCCUCCUUUUACCACUUCAAACCGACCAAAUAUGGAGUCAUAAGUCACAAACAUCCGGCAGCCUCGCUAUCCAGAGAUCGCAUCAUCUUGUACCCGGCUCCACCCAGUUACUCUAGAACAUGUCAUUUCUUCCCCGGCCCGCCGGGUUACUACCCUUCAAGGUAUUUUCCAGGUGGUGUUUUUCUGCGACCAGAUGAUGGCAACGUCUAUACAACUUUAGAACAAACCCUAAGCACUAAUCCUAACGUCUACUUCCAGCGAGGUAGCGGGGUUCAUCCGGGAAUGAUGUAUUAAGAACUUAUUUAACUUAUUAAAUAAAUCUACUUUCACUUACAUACAUAUGUCCUUAUGUGCCAGUUAAAAGUAGUUACAUUUCAAUUUCCAUAAAAUAAUUUUACAUAAUUAAUAAACGAAAUCAAAGAUUAUACAUUAAAAAGAAAGGGCCAUUUCUCCCUUUUAAGGCUGUGAUGCACCUAUUACACGAAAAACUGCAACAGUUUCAUUUAUAAAUGCGUAUUUAAGCAAUAAUAGUUUAUCAAUUUUAAUUUGUAACUUACUUUAAGAUAAAAUUAAAGAUCUAAGACAAUUUACACCAGAUACAAAUAUCCUCUAGCGUCAAAUUUUAUGAAACAUUAUUAUUAGACUUAAGGUAAAACCAUUUAUUUAUAAAGAUACUAUUAUAUUUUACUACUUUCUUAUAUAAAUAGCACAAUUUUCAAUAUAACUUAAUACGUCUUUGUAAAAAUAGGAAAUUUAUGUAAACUCCUUGUUAAAGGAUUCUACGAUUUAACUUACAACCAGCUCAUAUUGUAAUGUAAGCCCGAAAAGUUAAAUAAUAUAUAAGGACCCUUCCUUUUAGUUUUUAUACAAUUACGUGCCAUAUUGGUGCAUUAAUUAGAUAAUAUAAUUUAGUACCCUUUCUAAAUAAUAAGUAUAAUUUGUCUCAUAUUAAGUAAC
This is a messenger RNA of Agrilus planipennis (emerald ash borer), 2232 nucleotides long. RefSeq names its product metabotropic glutamate receptor 3. Gene Ontology annotation, molecular function: group II metabotropic glutamate receptor activity. Gene Ontology annotation, cellular component: membrane. The transcript has 3 exons. Lineage: Eukaryota; Metazoa; Arthropoda; Insecta; Coleoptera; Buprestidae. The coding region runs from base 7 to 1569 and encodes 520 amino acids. Gene Ontology annotation, biological process: regulation of synaptic transmission, glutamatergic; G protein-coupled glutamate receptor signaling pathway. The record is from RefSeq and is a predicted model, not a curated record.